Syngnathus acus (greater pipefish) is the source of this 2162-nucleotide messenger RNA. Its product is annotated as protein starmaker-like. Bases 105 to 1931 code for a protein of 608 amino acids. NCBI's taxonomy places the organism in Eukaryota, Metazoa, Chordata, Actinopteri, Syngnathiformes, Syngnathidae. The record is from RefSeq and is a predicted model, not a curated record. The transcript has 11 exons.
AAUGUGCUUGUAUAUGCAAAUGAUCUGAAUUCAAAGAGGAUUUCCUGCCUCUGGUCCCACCCCAAAGUGACCUUAAUCUCAACAGCCUUUGCAAAUCUGCAGCCAUGGCUGCAUCUGAGGAGACUUUAAUGUCAGUUGGUCAUCUGAAUAGACCAAAUGUAAACACUUUCAGCAUUUAUAGAAAUUUGAGAGGAAAUAUGCACAAAAGAAGUACCCAAAAGCCAAUUGCAUUACAAUAUGAUUUUUCAUCUCAGAGACACCAAAUGCUUCAUACCAUACGUCUGCAACAACGUUGGCAGGAGCUGAAGGACAGAGAGAGCGCCGCCCGACAUCAUAACCAGGAGCUGAUGCAAAAGUUUGACACGGCUCAAGACACACUGAAAGAAAUGAUGGCCGCCACCGCUGCCAUGAAGUCGAUUCGGAUGGAGUAUGAUCAGUUUCUUGUGGAGAGCUAUCCCUGCAGACAGAAACAACAGAAAGAGAAAUCACAAAUUCAUCACAAAACGAUGAUGGCAGAGUAUAUGAAGAUGUGUCUAAAAAGACAAGAAGAAUAUGGGUCCACAUCUUCUGUUGGGAAAGCUUUAUAUUCACAUAGUCACGGCAGAGAGCCACAGAAAGAUGCUGUGACACAAGCAUACAAUGGCCAAGGGGGUUCUUAUCCAUCCUUCAUGGACUCUCCUUCUCAUUCCCAUUCAGACCAGACCAUGGCAACUUCUAUAUUCCCAUCGACUUUACUUCCAUGUCCUCAGGGCUUCCAACUCCAGCAUCUCGUUUCCACCCCACCACAAAAUGCACCAGGAUGGGCUCUCGAUCAGGCGGACGGACCCCGGUCCUCCGCGGAGGACGCAGAGACAAGCAGCUUCUCGAGGAGGAUGAGCGUUCAUUUAUCUCAGGAACUAGAUUUUAAACCAGUCCGCCUGUCCAGUGAGCAUGUUGAAAACAGAGGUGACAACACCAGCAGCAGCAGCAGCAGUGUGUGCGGACGGAUGAAGUGUGACAAGAAGAAGAAAAGAAACACCUCAGAGAAAAACAGAAGAAGUUCGCAGAAAUCAUCGAGGACUUCUUCAUCUGUAGGGGCAAAGACAUCUGAGAGUGAAGCAUCAUCACACAAAGGCAGCACCAGCAGCAAAAUGAGGAGGAACAUCACGGCACUAGCUGGAUUACCGAUGACGACCCAUAACGAGACACGAGAGCGAGAAAGCUCAAAGACCCGUUCUAUCAGCGGAACCCAAAGUGAACAUGAAGUGAGUCAGAGUCUUUUGAGACAGUCAGAUAGCAGCAGGGGCAAUUCACCAUCCCGGUCUGAGGAGUCGAGUGGUGGAAGCGACACAGUCGGAGGAAAGAAAGACAAUCAAGGACGGGAAGAAGACAAGGAGGCAGACAGCAAAAGUGAUGAGAAAGAAGAGAGUGAUAUGGAGGGGGACAGCGAUGAUGAAGAGGUGCCACCAGAAAAUGAGCGGGAGAAUGAGUCUGACAAAGACCGAGGAAGUGACGACGUUUCAGAAAAGCUGAAGAGGCAGAAUAAAGAGCAGGAUUCGGCUUUGUUGCAGGAUGAGGAAGAGCAUGAUGAUCAAAGUGAGGACGAGUCGGAUGAAGAGGAGCAAGCAGAGAGAGAUUCAGAUGACGUCAUCAUCUCACCUCAACAGAACAAGCCCAGGGUGCACUUCACCCCGCAAGAGGCUUCUGAAGAUGACGAUGGCAACGAGGGAGCCACAACAGCAACAUCUGAUGAGGACUCAAGUGACCCUGGAGAUGAUGACAUUGAGAAUCUCCUAGCACCUCAUCCUCAGACAAGAGAAGAAAAAGACACGGAAACAGUCAAACGCAAUUGUACAACCCCAAAAGUGAUUUGCAAUGUGGAGAUUUUCCGAGGAGAAACACACACGGAUCAGCAAGGCGACUCUGAUGAGUUUGACCAUUUUUAUGACUGAUAGCUAUUAUUUAUUUUGUCUGUAGUACCUUUUCCUACAAGGAGCGUGCCUACCUAAAAAGUGUGUGAUACUCGUUUUUUUGUUGCUAUGCAAGGAAGUGGCAUCGUCCAUUUUUGUAAAAUUAUACAUGUAUAAUUAUGUUUUGUUUUAAUUGAUGUUAUAGGGGCAAUAUGUACUAGUCGUAGUAGUAGUAUGCUCACCCCCCCCCCCUUCCACUGAGACCAAAAUAUU